AUGGCUCAGAUCACAGCCUCCCCCAACUUUGAGGGCUGGUACAUUCAUCCAGAUGGCACCACCGAAGCUCUCACAUGUCCUCAGGGCACCUUUACAACAUCAGGCACGUAUGCCGUAUGCUGCGACAAGAGCAAGUGCCCGAUGCCCACAGCCUGCCACGACAACAUCAUCAGCUACGACAACCAUGCCGUGGGAUCAUGCCAGGGUUCCGCCGUGUGCCAGACCAUGUCCAUCAUGUCGGCCCCCGGCGCCAAGGCCGACGUCACCUCGAGCAUCUUUUGCGCCCAGUACUGGUUCGCCAUCCAGGCGUACCGCGACACCGUCCCCGUCACCUCGACGUCCGCGACCAAGACCAAGACAUCCGCCUCGACCGGCAGCACGCCCACGAGCAACUCGGCCAGCAUGACGACGUCGCUGAGCAGCAGCAGCACCACGCCGAGCACCGCGGGAUCGUCCGGCGCGACAUCCCCGACUUCGACCCCCGAGUCGUCGUCCGGAAGCUCCAGCAAGGCCUGGGUUGCCGGCGCGGUCGUGGGGCCCGUCGCCGGCCUUGCGCUGAUCGGAUUCGCCUUUUGGUUCCUGCGUCGACGCAGCGCCAAGAAGAAGGCCAGCGCCGCCGACGCGCCGCAAGAGAUUGGCGGCUACGAGCGGCCUGCCGACUACGGUGAUGGAAACUACAACAACAAGGGGUACUACGGCGCCGCGCACCCCAAGGCGGAAAAUACCUCUGCGGGCUACUAUGCGCCGGUGGAGCAGAACCAGGUUCACGAGCUCCCCAGCGGCGAGCAGAGAUGA
Molecule: messenger RNA, 795 nt
Organism: Akanthomyces muscarius
Lineage: Eukaryota; Fungi; Ascomycota; Sordariomycetes; Hypocreales; Cordycipitaceae
Exons: 2
Coding region: 1-795 (264 amino acids)
Source: RefSeq, a predicted model, not a curated record